AGCAUGCUCAGUGUGGCGCGGAGCGCGUUGUUAGUCGGGUCUUUGUAGAGGUGAUUUCUUCGUUUCCGGUAUCACGUUGGCGUCGUUUCCGCCACGUGACGCCAUUUGAAAAAUGAUCUUUUUUCAAUUCCAUUGAAGCAACAUUAUGUGAAAAUUAUUAUGUUACAAUUAUAAAAAAUAGAAAAAAAAAAUUAAAAUACAGUGCUUCAAAUAUUCAAAAAUUGUUGUUUAUAUUUAUAUAGAAGAAGUGAAAUGUAUCCUUUACAUUGGACGUUGAGCCUUGCAAUCUUGGAUUAGGAAUAUAUAUAUAUAGUCUUGGAUCGACGAGACGAAGAGAAAGAUCUUUGCGUCUUACUUCAUCUCAAAGAGAAUCAUAGCAGUAUAUUGUAGCAACACAGAGAAGCAUAAAGCCGGUUUUUCGAACCUGUCCAAAGAUAAUAAUAUGAAGAUUUGAGCGGGUGUAUAUACAAAGGUGCAUUGGAACAAGGAAAAAUUGAAGCGUCAAGUAUUAUAGAAGAGGAUCCAAGGAAUCAUAUAUACUCAUUGGGGAUUUCAUGUAGAACGAGAUGACAAAAAGUUAAAAAAAAAAAAAAAAAAAAAAAGUGUAUAAAUUUGGAAGUCGUGUUAUUGAGCCACGGGAAAAAAAAGUGUCGGAAGCAGUGAUGCGUUCUAACAGUGCUGUACCAAGUGAGAUGACUGGUUCUUUGGAUUGUAGAUAGCAUUAGUGGUGUAUGCGUGAAGGUCAAUGCAUGCUACGCCACUGGCCUGGGCCCACGUGACCAGGGGGCCCGUAAUGUCCCCACGAGAAGGCCGAUGGGCCCGAGCAUUGCACCUGGUUAUUCUGCUGGUCAUGUGGUUGACGUUCACCAAUGCCUGGCCUCUCCAACCGGUACCACCACACAAAGGGAUUACGCGUAGGACGUACAUCAGACAUUAUGAACCUGCCUGGUACGAUACGACUGCUUUGCAACGACAUCAAGAGAGGGUGCGUCGCGACGCUCCCGACUCCAUCAGGGAUCAACCGUUAAUCUUGCGUGUUCACGUUCUCGACAGACAAUGGACAAUGAGAUUGACUCGCGAUUCAGAUCUUUUCGCGAAGGAUGCUGUUUUUGAAGGUACUAAUGGACCAAUAAAAUUUGACUCUACACAUUCCUACAGUGGUACCAUUCAGGAUGAUGAAAAUGCUGUGGUGCAAGGACUUGUGACAGAUGACGGGCUUUUUGACGGUACGAUAGUGACAGGUUUCGAAGAGUACUAUAUCGAACCAACAAGCCGAUAUUUGUCCGGAGAUGACGACACAUCACCCCCUUACCACACCAUAGCAUAUCGUGCUUCCGACGUUAUGACGCCAUCACAUCCACUUCCUUGUGCCAGUCACGAUCUACAUCAAGGCAUCCUAAGCGAGUCCUUAGAUCGGGCAUUAAAUGUUACCAAUGAAGCAUCACAGCCAUACUAUGAACAUUUAUUAGAUAAUGAAAUUCGAUUGAAUGGAGGGUUUUAUUCAAAGGAAGAAAAAUUGAAAACCGUGAAAACAGAGGAGAAUUACGACUUAAAAUACAUGGACAGAUUAGACAGAGAGAGAUUUGUCAGACAUUUGAACAAACGUGCAACAGUGGAUCCACGGAAAACUACAUGUAUGCUUUAUCUGCAAGCUGAUCAUCAGUUCUUCGCUCGAUAUGGCACGGAGGAAGCUUGCAUUGAAGUUAUGACUAGGCACGUGCAGAGGGUCAACUCGAUUUACAAACACACAGAUUUCAAUCAGGAUGGAAGGCCCGACAAUAUCAGUUUCAUGAUCAAAAGGGUGAAAGUUCACAGUGGAGAUGCUUUGAAAGACCCAAAUUACAGAUUUCCAGGAAACUAUGGCGUUGAGAAAUACUUGGAAUUGUUUUCCGAGGAAGAUUAUGACGCAUUCUGUCUGGCUUAUAUGUUCACCUAUCGCGAUUUUGAAAUGGGUACUUUGGGUUUGGCUUGGACAGGCGACCUAAAAAAUGCAGGCGGAGUGUGUGAGAAAAAUGGGCAUUAUCGUGGAAGCAUGAAAUCCUUAAAUACGGGUAUAGUGACCUUGUUGAAUUAUGGGAAGCACGUCCCUCCCGCAGUUUCUCACGUGACUUUGGCCCACGAGAUUGGUCACAACUUUGGCUCACCGCACGAUCCCGAGCAAUGCACACCUGGUGGAGAGGAUGGCAAUUUUAUAAUGUUCGCUCGCGCUACCAGCGGUGACAAGCGAAACAAUAAUCGUUUCAGUCCUUGUAGUCUUAAUGCCAUCAAUCCUGUUCUGAACACGAAAGCUCGUUCUCAUAAAGGAUGCUUUACUGAGCCCCAGGCAUCGUUAUGUGGAAAUGGAGUUGUCGAGGAUGGAGAGGAGUGCGAUUGUGGAUGGGAAGAAGAUUGCAAGGACUCGUGUUGCUUUCCUCAACGUCGAUAUCCACCGACUGAUGAAACACCAUGUACAUUAACUCCUGGUUCAAUUUGCAGUCCUAGUCAGGGUCCAUGCUGUACGACGAAUUGCAUGCUGAGAUUUUCUGAUAAAUGUAGAGAUGACAACGGAUGUAGAGAUGCCAGUUUUUGCGACGGAAGAGCACCCUAUUGUCCCCCAUCCAUUAACAAGCCGAACAAAACCAUCUGCAAUCAAGAGCUCGUUUGCUUUAUGGGGGAGUGCACGGGCAGUAUUUGUCUAGCUUAUGGCUUGGAAUCCUGUCAGUGCAUACCAGGACCAAACGAUCCUGCAACGAAGGCUUGCGAAUUGUGCUGCCGUUUACCUGGAGAAAAUCAACCUUGUUUAUCUUCUUUCGACUGGAAUUCGCCACCCUACGAUAUUCCUGAUAUGUUUUCGAAACCCGGCACUCCAUGCAAUGAAUACAAUGGAUACUGUGAUGUUUUUCAAAAAUGUAGAGAGGUGGAUCCCAGUGGACCUUUAGCAACAUUAAGAAAACUUUUACUAUCAGACGAAAGUCUGGCCACUUUCAAACGAUGGAUGGCCGAACACUGGUAUGCUGUGGCUCUAAUAGUCCUGGGAGUCAUUUCUCUACUGGUGGCGAGCACGAGAUUAUUGGGAAAACGUCCGGACCAAAAACUGAAAUCGAUUACAAUAAUCCACAGCUCAACGACGGAGACUGUACGACUUCCACCGGAAGGAACGGAGGGAGUAACUGUACAUCCGCCAGCGGUUCGUGCGAAACUACCUCUAAGCAGGAAGGUGAGGGAGAAGAGACAUCGUCGAAAGCAUAAGGAUGCCAACCCAUCCGCAAAUACUGCAAACGAAAAGUCUUCAAAGGCCAAGAAGAAGAGGGUGGCGCCCGCCACUACAGAGGAGCCAGCUCGUAAAAGAUUGGCCGAGGCAGUUACCGCGCCGGAAGUAAAGCAAAAGAAGGUCACAAAAGACAAGCAACCGACGGAAAGUGGCGGUGGCGGCGUUGGUGGUGGUGGUGGCAAUGGAAACAAGAAAAAACGCAAGAAAAAAGAGGUGAUCGAUUAUUCGGCAACGCAAACUGAGAAUGAAAAUAAUGGAACAGUUGGCGUUGGUGGUGCAGUUGGUGCCGGAAGUGGAGGUGUAACUGACAAUGCUGAUCCAAAGAGUAAAGUGCGAUCAUGGCUCUUGGCGUCACAAUGUCGUGUUGAUCCACCAACUUCUGCUUUAUCAAAAAGUAAAUCGACUCCAGUUGGUCUUACAACGCCUGCGAAUGUUAAUUCAAGGCCCAAUCCAGGACGAGUGAAACACGUGACAUUAAGAAGACUGACUGAUCCAAAAUCACGAAGUUUAGGAUCACUCGCGAAAAAUAAUAAUGAUAAUAAUAAUAAAACGGAUCGUGUGAGGCUACAAGUUGUUUAUAAGCCACCAUUUAAAUUCAGUGUGAAACUUCGUAAAGCCGAUAAAGUUGGACAAACACCUGGCGUACAUGGACCAACAAGAAAUGCGGGACCAAGAACGGGAGUGCUUGUUAGAACGAAACGAGAUAAAACACGAAUUGCACAAACAAAACAAAUUCAUGCUCCAAAUAAAACUAUUAAUGCAUGCAUUCCUGAACCACCGACAUCGGAUCUUCAUACUGUGCCCUCUGACCUUGAGGUUCUUCUUUCUGAGAGCGAAUUUCUUUUCUCGGAUGCGUGAUCCCAGGGGAUUCGUUCACGACCACAAUUUACGAUAUACGAUUCUUUGUCGAGAUGACGAUAAACAUUGUCAGGCAAUAUUUUCAACGACAUCCACGGGGAAAAUAUAAUUUCCUCGCCUAGAAGGGAAAUAAUUGUAAUCUAAUUUACCGAAGAAGAGGAGCUAACAACCUCUCGCAAAGCUUUUAAGAAAAAAAAAAAUACAAAAUUGAGAAGCAGAGUUGAUUAAACUGGUUCUUAAUAAAAAAAAAAAAAAAAAAAAAAAUCGCUGAUAAAUGAGAGGUACCUAUGUAAAUAAAAACUUUUUCACUGUGAUUUACUUUUCUCAUCGUUGACAGAAAGUUUUCUUUAUUGAUACGAUGGUAAAAAUUCUUGUACUUAAACUGCUAGUCACGAUUCUCGCAAUGAUUCAUUUAAGUGCGAUGGGUCGUGUAAAUAAAUAAAUAAGUAAAUAAAAAAUGACUUAACCAGUGUGCUUAAAACAUAAAUGUAGUUCGAUUUUAAAAAGCGAAACGUAUGCACACUUUGAAAUGUAUAUGAAUUUUCUACGUGUGCUUUUGAAUGGAACGAACUAUAUAUAUAUAUAUAAAAAAAUUGUUUACAAUUUACGGAAAUUGUCACAAUUUAAUUUUAAUUGCAAACUAAAAUUGCGAUUAAUUUAAAAAAAAUGAACGAAUGCGAUUUUGAAAUUUAUUUAUAUUCCAUCAUGAAGCCGUUAAAAUAUAUAUUUAAGGUAGUUCUUUCAAUGACAAACGUUGCCAAAAAUUCCACUUGGAAUUUUACAUUUUUUAUUUCAAUCAAAAAAUCGUGAAAAAUAAAAUUAAAUCAAUCGUUUUUUUAAAAUAAUGAUUCAAAUUUAUUAAUUCUACAAAAGAAAAGUAAUUUAAAUUUGGAUAUAUGAAAAUUUUUUUCAAUUUCCAUGUUUUAAUUUUUUUUUGGCAUAGUCGUUAAAUUUAACUACCUGAACCUAGUCAUGUAAACAUAACUAUGGGGAAACAAAUAUUUUACUUGACGGAAUAAAAUAUAUUUCGAACGUGUGUAAUAUUAAUAAUAAUAAUAAUAAUUAGUCAAUAUUAUUAGAGUCGAUGAACUUUGGACCAAAUGUAAAUGUUGCACGAUUAUUGAUUCUCUGGUUUGCCUAUAACGAUUAUUAGGCAUUGUUAAAAUUAUAAUUAUUUCAUGUGUCGCUGAUAAUGUUAGAGCUAACAGAACAUUGCCAUAAUAUACGUCAGCUAUUUCACCGUAAUGUGAUAUGUGCCAAUACAUAAUAAACCAUAAACCACCGCGCACUGCCCCUUCAAAAUGAAAAUUUCAUUUUUCGAAAACAAAAACCAAAAGAAAA
Messenger RNA from Leptopilina boulardi, 5449 nucleotides. RefSeq names its product disintegrin and metalloproteinase domain-containing protein 10-like. Gene Ontology annotation, biological process: Notch signaling pathway; membrane protein ectodomain proteolysis. The transcript has 19 exons. NCBI's taxonomy places the organism in Eukaryota, Metazoa, Arthropoda, Insecta, Hymenoptera, Figitidae. Bases 746 to 4108 code for a protein of 1120 amino acids. Gene Ontology annotation, cellular component: plasma membrane. Gene Ontology annotation, molecular function: metalloendopeptidase activity. The record is from RefSeq and is a predicted model, not a curated record.